GGAGGGACUCAGUUCCGAGACUUCACUUUUGAGACAGAUGUUUCCCUCACCUGCUAAGCCCACUAUAGCAUGAGUUUGGGUCUUAGAUCUUGGCCAGCUCUUUCCAUAACAGCUGAUGGAUCAGCUGCUGCACAGCAUCUCACUUGCCAGGACAGCAGGCUAAACGUCUUGUAGUCUGUGACUCAGACAUGCUUUGCACAAAACUGGCACUGAAAGGAACUGGUAUGUCCUCGUGGACCUGUGUACGGAUUUGUUUCCGGGGCAGGCACAAUAUCUAAUAGUAAAGGAUAGAUUAGUCAUAGCUAGGUGGCAUCAUAACAAGUGGUGCGAGCACUUUACUACCUUCCCCUCCCAGGGCAGGAGUGUGAGCAGAACAUGGUGCUGCUGGGAAGGCUGUCUGUUGCUGAUGUUAUUCCAGACUGGAAGAGGUUUCCUGCUGAAUGGCUGAAGUCUGUAACUGAAGUGACAGCCAUGUCAGGUUACCUAUUGCAGGCAGUCCUGGGCACAACAGUGAUCCCAUUAUGUGGGCCUGGUGAUAUGGAGAACUGCACCACAGCGCUCAUCCAGACAGAGAACAGCCCACGUGUGGCCCAAGUUGGGAUAACGAGAUGCAAACCUGAAAUGAAGGACUACUGCUUCCAUGGGCAGUGUGUGUACAUCGUGGACUUGGAUGAGCACUACUGCAGGUGUGAUGUGGGGUUCUCCGGAGUGCGGUGUGUGCACUCAGAGCUGGUGCGGCAGCCCCUCAGCAAGGAGUACGUGGUAUUGACGGUUAUCGUGGUUCUGCUCUUCGUCGCUGCCAUCUCCCUUGCAAGCUACUACAUCUGCAGGAGGUACCGAAAGAAGAGGAGACAAACAAAUGCCAGUGAAUACAAGGAAGUUGGUGCCCUAUAGAAGAAAUGCUGGCUUCAUGCAGUGUUCUGUUCAUCUGGAUGAACUCAGUGGCUUCCCACCUAUUUAAAUGUUAUUUUUAUUAAUAAUAUUUACAAUAUUUAUAACAUUUUAAAAAUUUCAAUUGUUUGGUGAUUCAAUCAGUAUAGGUCAAGCAUUUUAUUUGCAGUGUUUUAUUUUUUUAUUAAAUAAUACUUCCUAAAGGGAACCCCACCUAAGUGGUUCUGUGGGACAGAGAUAUAUUUUUAUAGAAACUCAUCUUCUUACUCUGGAGAGAAGAAUUUUAUAUUUAUUCUUGUGAAUAUACUCAAAGCAAUUGUAUUCCUUGAAAUAAAA
This is a messenger RNA of Myiozetetes cayanensis, 1227 nucleotides long. RefSeq names its product epiregulin (gene EREG). The record is from RefSeq and is a predicted model, not a curated record. The coding region runs from base 376 to 894 and encodes 172 amino acids. Gene Ontology annotation, biological process: epidermal growth factor receptor signaling pathway; positive regulation of mitotic nuclear division; positive regulation of cell population proliferation. NCBI's taxonomy places the organism in Eukaryota, Metazoa, Chordata, Aves, Passeriformes, Tyrannidae. The transcript has 5 exons.